GUCAAAAUGAUAAAGCCGCGAUAAGGUCGGUCCAAAAAAAAUCCACAUGUACCUAGGUAGUUUCUAAUUACCCUACCUACCUAUUUUAAUUUCAAAACAAAAGGUUUAUUUUGAUAAAAUACCAAAGUGGAGUACAAUCAAAUGCUCCAACAUUCCGUGUUAUUGCUUCUACUGUAGUCUAUUAUUUAUAAUAGUAGGAUAUAAUGGAAUUCUUUGAAAAGGCGCAUGUUUCCAAAACUGAGUCUCUAAAAAAAAAUAGUAAAUCGGAGGAAACGGUAAAAAAACAACUAAAACAGAUGCUAGAGGGCUACAGGCAGUGUGACAAUAAGUUAAUUAACAAGAGUGAAAAUGUAUACUUAGACCCACAAAGACUUCUAGACGAAUCAAGCUCGGUGAGCGGUUUUUCUGAUCUAAACCUAACAAAUUCUAGUAACGAGGGCGAUACGAGCCUAGGUCACGAGUCUGAUGAUGAUGAACCUACCACGGACUUAAAUUUAAGUAAAGAUGAAGUAAAUAAACAAGAUAUAAUUUCAAGUACCCUAAGUAGUUUUGACUCUAUUUCCGAAUGUAAAGAUGUUUUGGAAUCGUUAUCAGAGGAUAUGUCUAGUCAAGCGUCUGGUGAGGAUGAAACAGACAAUAUAUCACUGGUCAGCAGUACAAUAGGCACAGCCACAGACAUCGAUUCUGAAUCGUCAGCUUUGUUUGAUGCAGAUGGUGCUUUAGCCACAAAGAUUCUACAAAAACUGGAGCAAAAAAACAAAAUAAAAAAAGUUAAAACACCAAAACCAGUUUCAAACAGUAAAAAAAAUAAUAGAGUAGCUUCCAAAAUUAUAGUGGAAGAUUUUGAAGAGGAAUCGGAUAUAAAUACUGAUAACGAAUUUAGAUUGGAUGAUACAAUGAAGACAUCAAGACAAGUUACACACAGUAAAAAUGUCAAUAAAGUUCCUUCUAAAAUUAUAGUGGAAGAUUUUGAAGAGGAAUCAGAUGUAAAUACUGAUAAUGAAUUCAGAUUGGAUGAUCAAAUGGAUAUGGAUGAUGAAGGAAAUGAAGGUUCAAUCAAUAGUUUAAUCAAUUCAAAUGUUUCUUCACCAUACAUAUCAGUAUCUGCCACGGAAUUGCCUAAUCAUAAUUUUAGUGAUUUAUUGGGUGAUUAUAGACAUUCUACUGUAAAAAAUAUGUCAUCAGACAUUCAAACUGUUUCCACUAAUGACACUAUGUUUUCUAUGGAACUCAGUGAAAAUAAUAUAGUUACAGACAUAGAUGUUGAAUCACAGAAUGAAGAGGAGAAACAGGACUUUGAUUUUUCAAAAGAGUACAAUAAUGUUGCUACAAUUGAGUCUGCUAUGCGCGACAGUACAUUAGAUACAGAGGUAUCCUUUGAUGAGUCAUCAAUGGAGUCAGAGGAAUUUGUUAAUCCUGUGAAAGUUUACUAUGCUAAGGACUCCUGUAUAUUUGUGAUGAGACAUCCAGCGGAACUUUAUAUUCAUGGUAAAGUUAAAUUAAGAGGAUUGGGUGGGACGGUUGAAAUCUUUGGAUACACAUUAAAAGAUGAGUUUGUCAAAGUUUAUGCACCGAAUUAUAAUUAUGCUCAUUGUUUAAAGACUGUUGAUAGUGAGAACGCAUACUAUGGACUGUUCAGUAAGUUGACGUCAGCAGGCCUUUCAGUGUUUGAAGCUGAGGAAAUAGUUACGACUAUUGGGCCAAGUGAUGGGGUAGUCUGUAUGACACCUUUGAAAUGUAAGCAAAUGGACUUUGUAGAGGGCAAUUUUGAAAAUACAGAUUUAUUUAGCAAAGCAAACAGGAAUAUCAACAGAAAUAUGAGGCAGCCAUCUGAGAUUCUCGGUUGCUCACUCUAUGUGACACAGCCAAUGAAGUUGUUUGCAGAAAAAUCCAGUUGGAAUCAAGUUGUUAAACAUGGUCUUCGUCCACAAAGCAGAGGCAUAGUAUGUGGAGGGAAAGGUGUAGGAAAGUCUACAUUCCUAAGAUACAGUGUCAACCGUCUGUUGUCCCAAGGUCCAGUGCUGGUCAUAGACCUGGAUCCCGGCCAAUCUGAGUUCUCGGUGGCUGGCAGUGUGUCUGUGACAGUGGUCACCAAGCCACUGCUUGGACCUAACUUCACCCAUCUUAAGCAGCCAAAUAAGUUGUUGUACUUGGGCAUGAUCAACACAAUGGACAAUUCGAAGCGAUACGUCGCCGCGGUUUCCAUGCUAAUUGCGCACUGCCACGGCACUCGCGCCUACCAAUCAAUGCCCUGGAUUGUCAACACAAUGGGAAUGUGCAACACUGUGGGACUAAACUUCACAACCCACAUAAUACUACACAUAAAGCCCACAUACCUACUCCAAAUAGACUCGAAGAGUGCCAAAAAGAGAUUCCAGUGCCAUUUAAAUCCUGGUGCAGUGAGGAAUCUUUAUGAUGAUUAUAAAAAAAGUUAUUUGUUCAAUAGACAAUUUAAAGAAUUCACACCAGAGAAUCAGAGUUAUGAAUAUUCUUUCUUUGUGUGCGAUCCUAUGGAGAGUUGGAGUAAAGAUUUUUCUUUGGCACCAAGGGACGAGAGGUAUCUCAAUUAUUUGGCCUACUUUGGGGAACUGUUGAAGGCUCGUGAAGAGAAGACUCUUCUUGGAAUCACACCAUACGAGGUGAAUUUUAACGAGCUCCACAUCGGGCUGAACGUGCGCAUGCAACCCGCAGCAGCUCUGAAGGUGAUCAAUGGAAAAGUAGUAGCCUUGUGUAAACUGCUGCACGGUGACGCAAAAGUGUUUACUCUGAGAGAUAACCCGCUGCUGUGUUAUGGACAUGGUCUGGUCAGAAGUAUAGACUUGGAGAAUCAGAAGGUUUACAUCAUCACGCCUUGUCAAGAGCUAGCGGCCGUCAACACGCUAGUGUAUGCAGACUGGGUGCCCGAGCUGCGGGGCCAGGAGCGCCACCUGCCGCAGGGCGUCGCUGUGCCCUAUCGCACCACCACCACCAGGCACCAACGGCAGCUUAUGUGCGCCCCCCGGAGACGGUUCAACCCCUUACAGCUAAUUAAAAUGUCGAGGAAUUCCUAAUUGAAACUGUCAAUGAUCAGUUAAUAAAUUUGUAAUUGGAAUAGAUCCAAAAUAUCUUAAAUUAUAAAAGGAAGUCUAAUAUUAUGUUAAUUAAUGUAUAUUUCAAGAUAAUUUUGUACUUACAAUACUAAUAAACAUAACAUAGAUGA
Molecule: messenger RNA, 3199 nt
Organism: Plodia interpunctella (Indianmeal moth)
Lineage: Eukaryota; Metazoa; Arthropoda; Insecta; Lepidoptera; Pyralidae
Exons: 5
Coding region: 204-3050 (948 amino acids)
Biological process (GO): cleavage in ITS2 between 5.8S rRNA and LSU-rRNA of tricistronic rRNA transcript (SSU-rRNA, 5.8S rRNA, LSU-rRNA)
Cellular component (GO): nucleus
Molecular function (GO): polynucleotide 5'-hydroxyl-kinase activity
Source: RefSeq, a predicted model, not a curated record